Molecule: messenger RNA, 2376 nt
Organism: Dioscorea cayenensis subsp. rotundata (Guinea yam)
Lineage: Eukaryota; Viridiplantae; Streptophyta; Magnoliopsida; Dioscoreales; Dioscoreaceae
Product: CDPK-related kinase 5-like
Exons: 11
Coding region: 125-1921 (598 amino acids)
Biological process (GO): protein autophosphorylation; peptidyl-serine phosphorylation; intracellular signal transduction
Cellular component (GO): nucleus; cytoplasm
Molecular function (GO): calcium ion binding; calcium-dependent protein serine/threonine kinase activity; ATP binding
Source: RefSeq, a predicted model, not a curated record
GCUAAUGCUCGCCCGCCUUUACUGCCCUCUUUAACUCCCUCGACGCCAACUCGGGAGCGAGAGCGAAGCCGAGAGCUCCAUUGCAAUGGCGUGAUCUAGGGUUUUGAUCUCCGGAGCUUGGUUGAUGGGGCUCUGCUAUAGCGGUCCUGCGAGAUUGGCCACGCCGGAGGAGGAAUGCCCACCUUCUCCUCAUACGGCGGCUGGUCCGCCCGCUGCUGCGAUGGCGUCGCCUGCUGUGGCGGUUGAGGAGAAGGAGAGUAAGCCGUGGGCAUCGCCUUUCUUUCCAUUUUAUAGUCCUAGCCCUGCUCAUAGUCUGUUUUCGAAGAAAUCUCCUGCAGCUGGAGGUGGAGGGACGGCGACGGGGACGCCGAAGAGGUUGUUUAAGAAGCCGUUCCCGCCGCCUUCGCCGGCGAAGCAUAUUAGGGCAGUGUUGGCUAGACGGCAUGGGGUUGUGAAGCCGAAUGAAGCGUCGAUUCCAGAGGAUGGAGGGGAAGCUGGGGCAGUGAGGGAUUUGGAUAAGAGUUUUGGGUUCUCGAAGGGUUUUGCAGGGAAGUAUGAGCUUGGACAAGAGGUUGGGAGGGGGCAUUUUGGGUAUACGUGCGCCGCGACGUGCAAGAAAGGGGAGAACAAGGGACAGCAGGUUGCUGUGAAGGUCAUUCCCAAGGCCAAGAUGACUACACCAAUAGCAAUUGAAGAUGUUAGGAGAGAAGUGAAGAUUUUAAGAGCUUUGACAGGACACAGCAACCUCGUCAAGUUCUAUGAUUCAUAUGAAGAUAAUGAAAAUGUUUAUAUUAUAAUGGAAUUAUGUGAAGGAGGAGAACUCUUAGAUAGAAUACUUUCAAGGGGUGGCAAAUACUCUGAAGAUGACGCAAAGGCUGUCAUGGUACAGAUUUUGAAUGUGGUUGCAUUCUGUCACCUUCAAGGAGUGGUCCACCGGGAUCUCAAACCAGAGAAUUUCCUUUUCACUUCCAAGGAUGAAAACUCCCAAUUAAAGGCUAUAGACUUUGGCUUAUCUGAUUUUGUCAAGCCAGAUGAAAGGCUUAAUGACAUUGUAGGAAGUGCAUAUUAUGUUGCUCCAGAAGUCCUGCAUAGGUCUUACACUACAGAGGCUGAUGUAUGGAGCAUUGGUGUAAUCGCAUACAUUCUACUAUGUGGGAGUCGACCAUUUUGGGCUCGAACUGAGUCUGGUAUCUUCAGAGCAGUCUUGAAAGCUGAUCCAAGUUUUAGUGAACCCCCUUGGCCUUCCUUGUCUUCUGAAGCAAAAGAUUUUGUGAAGCGUUUGUUGAGUAAAGAUCCACGUAGAAGAAUGACUGCUGCCCAAGCUUUAAGCCAUCCUUGGUUUAGAAAUUAUGCUGACAUGUCAGUGCCCCUGGAUAUUCUAAUAUUUCGAAUGAUUAAAGCCUAUUUACGUUCAUCCUCUCUGAGAAAGUCUGCUUUGAGGGCACUCUCCAAAACAUUGACCAUGGAUGAACUCUUUUAUCUAAAAGCGCAAUUUGAUCUCUUGGAGCCCAAUAAAAAUGGGUGCAUAACUCUUGAGAAUGUCAAGAUGGCUUUGUUAAAAAAUGCAACAGAUGCAAUGAAGGAAUCUCGUGUUCAUGAUCUUAUUGUCUCGCUGAGUGCUCUUCAAUACAGAAGGAUGGAUUUUGAUGAGUUCUGUGCAGCAACAUUAAGUGUGCAUCAACUGGAAGGCCUUGAUAGAUGGGAGCAACAUGCUCGGUGUGCUUAUGAACUCUUUGAGAAGGAUGGGAACCGGGCCAUUGUCAUUGAGGAGCUUGCUUCAGAACUUGGCCUUGGCCCUAAUUUGCCUGUGCAUGCUGUUCUCCAUGAUUGGAUAAGGCACACUGAUGGGAAAUUGAGCUUCCUUGGAUUUGUAAAGUUAUUACACGGAGUAUCAAGCCGAGCCCUUGCAAAAGCACACUAGCUAGCAAUCUUGGUUAGAUUUACUUGUACAACUUUAGGUGAAGAUGGAUGAACAAGUCUACUCAUUUGGCCAAGUUCUGAUUUGGGGCCUGGUUAAAAAUGAAACGGUUUUCCUGUACAAUGUGAUUUGUUUUUCUCACGUUGUCACCACGAGAUCAGUCACACCAGGACUUGGAAGAAAUAUAAAACCGCAGAACUUGUGUAGUUCUUGGAUGAGUAAGAUAAGGACAUUAGUUUAAAUUCCUGUAAUUUAUCUCCUUGUCAUUAGAUUUCUAUGAUGCAUUGCUUAUGAUUUUAUAGUGUGAAAGUCUCUGUGGAGUCUAGGGUUCUUACAUGUAUCUGAACAAGCAAAAUUGUAUCAGUGGCACUGCACUGCUGUCUUCUGACUUAGGGCAUUUGACACUAGAGUAUAUACUCUCUUUCACUGUAUUUGCUGUUAAUUGUUUGAUUUGAUGA